UUCUUAGUCGUUUUACCCAUGUUUGGGUAUUCUAAAAAAAGUACGUCCGGUGUUACAGAACAGUUUUUUGAGGUACGUCAGUGUGAUCUUUAAUUUAACAUUUAAACAUGUCUGGAGUAGUUAUGUCCGAAGGCUCUCAAAUGCAACAAAUUGAUAUAUCAAACUUAAAUCUACAACAAUUGAUGCAGUUGAAACAACAAAUGGAUCAUGAAUUGAAUAUCUUUCAAGAUUCAUUGCACAAAUUAAAACUCGCACAAAGUAGAUUCUUAGAAUCUGGAUCGUGCUUAGAAAAAAUUACGCCCAAAGUUGAAGGAAAAGAAAUACUUGUUCCUCUUACUGGGUCAAUGUAUGUUACUGGAAAGUUGGCAAACACGAGUGACGUUUUAGUUGAUAUUGGAACUGGAUACUACGUUCAAAAAAACAUACACGAUGCUAAAGAAUAUUUCAAAGGAAGAGUUGAAUAUGUUACCAAACAAAUGGAAAAGAUUCAGCAAGUUGGUUUAGAGAAAAGUAAAAUUAGGGAUGCUACAAUGAGCAUAAUUGAAAUGAAACUACAGAAUCAAAUGGAAAAAGAGAUCACGGAACGUGCGUAGGUUGAACGACUAAAAAUAGACAAGUUUUGUUUCUAUGUUACAAAUCUUUCUUUUUUCUUUUUUUUCAAUUGAUCAAAUUUCUAUUAAUUUAUGUUUCAUUAUGUACAUUAAGGAGAACACAAUGCAUCAAACUUCUAUAAUAUUAAAUCUCCUUGUAAAACUUCAUAUCAAUGUGUUUAUCAAUAUAAAUAUAUUCACAUUCGCUUGAGAUAUCAUAAUUGCAAUUUUUAUUUCUAUAUAG
Messenger RNA from Polistes dominula (European paper wasp), 834 nucleotides. It is a transcript of the gene Pfdn5, whose product is annotated as prefoldin 5. Gene Ontology annotation, cellular component: prefoldin complex; cytoplasm. NCBI's taxonomy places the organism in Eukaryota, Metazoa, Arthropoda, Insecta, Hymenoptera, Vespidae. Gene Ontology annotation, biological process: RNA polymerase I assembly; protein folding; RNA polymerase II core complex assembly. The record is from RefSeq and is a predicted model, not a curated record.